GCCAAACACUCACACACGACACACCUGCUAUGAGCCCUCCAGCUCCAUGAGCCCUCCGUGGCGGAGGUCUCCCGCCUUUAGCGUAUUCAAUUGUUUGGAAAAUGCCUCCCAAAACACCUGCCAUCCUUCUCUCCUCCGGGCCCAGCGUUGCGGCAUUCUGUUGCACCUCUCCGCCGCCACCAUGCUCGAGAUGCCGUCAUCCGUUUCCACCCACACAGCGCCCGCGACAGCAACGACGCCCCUACGCGCAGCACGCCGAAGCUAUCCAUGAGCAACCUCCUAGGUCCUCGCCCUCACCCUCGUCUUCACACCCCAACCCCCACCCGCAGCCCCAUUACGAAGAAGCAGACCUCACAUGGCCCACUCCCAUCCACCCGCGGCGCUUCCCCACCCCCUACCAGAUCCUCUGCUGCCACCACGGCCAACCCUACACGAAACGCCGCUUCUACGCCCUAGCAAAGCUGUACCACCCUGACAGCUGCCACGUCUCCUCCCCCGUCGCCCAUGUCCCUCCUGCCGUCCGCCUCGAGCGAUACCGCCUCAUAGUCGCGGCCCACGGCAUACUGUCCGACGACUCCAAACGGAGGGCGUACGACCUGUGGGGAGCAGGAUGGGCGGAGAACCCUUCCCAUUCCCCCUCUCACCCAUACUCGCCUUUCGGCCGGGGUGCGGCGGCAGAGACGUGGAGUACGGAGCACGACCCGCUGCACAACGCAACAUGGGAGGACUGGGAGCGGUGGCAUCGUCGGAAUGUCCCAAAGGACGAUGCGGAUAGCCGCACCGUAUAUAUGUCCAACUUCGGCUUCAUGUCCUUCAUCCUGCUCGCCGUGUCGCUGGGCGGAAUCGUCCAGGGGACCCGCGCAAAUGCAAUGUCGUCAUCGGUCAUGGAGCAGAGGGAGAAAGUACACAGAGAAGCGAGUCUGCAGCUCGCCAGGUCACAGCACGCGACUAGGAUGACGGGAGAUAAGAAGGAGAGGGUGAGGAGCUUCCUGGAGCAUAGGGAAGCGACCUUGGCCGGGCAUGCGACCUAUCAGCGCCUUCUGCCUCCAGAGGAGAACUGCGGGCCAGAGAGUCUGAGGAAGCAUGAGGGUGGGUGAGGGGUUCGGAACUUCUAUCAUCUUGCUCGAUUGUGUGCUGUUGGCUUCUAUUGGCGCAUAGCGGAGUGUGAAUAUUGAUCCUAGGCCUUGUACAUAUUUCUAGGUAAGUGGGCAGCAAUCGCGCUUUCGCCACGGAGUAGACGGGCAUUGUAUAACACACGCGCAAUCAUUUGCAUAUCGUUGGUGAUUUGCAUUUCCAUCGUUAAAGCACUUUGGGGUUUUCUACGUUCCACAAGGCUAUGCUACGAGCGCUGCAUGUCAUAUAUGAUUUGCAAUUUUUACCCGCUUGUUCAAGGCAUCUUUACGUCUUCUAAUGCUUCCAGAAUCAUGGUAUUUAUCAUGUAUGUAUUUCACAUCGCAUCCUUGUCGCACAGGCAUCAGGGAUCUUCGAUGCGUGU
Westerdykella ornata is the source of this 1495-nucleotide messenger RNA. RefSeq lists its product as uncharacterized. Bases 102 to 1097 code for a protein of 331 amino acids. The record is from RefSeq and is a predicted model, not a curated record. NCBI's taxonomy places the organism in Eukaryota, Fungi, Ascomycota, Dothideomycetes, Pleosporales, Sporormiaceae. The transcript has a single exon.